Molecule: messenger RNA, 1462 nt
Organism: Beta vulgaris subsp. vulgaris (sugar beet)
Lineage: Eukaryota; Viridiplantae; Streptophyta; Magnoliopsida; Caryophyllales; Amaranthaceae
Product: THO complex subunit 6
Exons: 13
Coding region: 109-1233 (374 amino acids)
Biological process (GO): mRNA export from nucleus
Cellular component (GO): THO complex; transcription export complex
Molecular function (GO): protein binding
Source: RefSeq, a predicted model, not a curated record
CCAACACAAUUUUGGAGGGAGAAGAGUAGAGAACUCCACAUACACUUCUUACUCCUAUGCCAAAGCAGCAAUAUUGGAGCUAAAACUGAGAAAUCCGACAACCUUAUCAUGGUGAUGGACGUCACCAAUUGGGACGAAGACGCAUACAGAAACACCAUUCUUCAGGAGAGAGAAACUCAUUGCCGCACUGUUUUCCGAUCCAUCUUCGCUCCUUCCGUCAACCCUAACCCUAAUUCUAACCCCGACAUUGUCGUUGCUGCUUCCAGUGAUGGUUCUGUCGCCGCUUAUUCUCUCUCCUCAAUACUCUCUUCCGCUGAAUUGCGACAUGGCAUUUUGAUCCCCGGACAAGUGCUUGCUGCUGAACCUAAUUUCUUUCUUCAAGCGCAUGAGGGGCCUGCUUAUGAUGUUAAAUUUUACGGCGAUGAUGCCGAUUCGUUGUUGUUGAGCUGUGGAGAUGAUGGUCGGAUACGAGGGUGGAAAUGGAAGGAGCUUGAGGAGGCCGAGACACCUAUACACGAACAAGGCUCCCAUGUAAAACCAGUCAUUGAUUUGAUAAAUCCGCAACACAGGGGUCCAUGGUAUGCUAUGCCUCCAAUCUCUGAGAACAAUGCAAUUGCUGUUGACCACCAGGGAGGAUCCAUAUAUGCAGCUGCUGGUGAUUCUUGUGCAUACUGUUGGGAUGUGGAGACGAGUAAGAUUAAGACAGUGUUUAAGGGACAUUUGGACUAUCUGCAUUGCAUUGUUGCUCGCAAAAGCAGCAAUCAGAUCAUAACUGGUUCGGAGGAUGGUACGGCAAGAAUAUGGGAUUGUCGGAGUGGAAAGUGUGUUCAGGUGAUAUCUCCUGAGCGAGAUAAGAGCCUAAAGGAAGUUUCAUGUGUCAGUUGCAUUACUCUCGAUGCAAGUGAGAGUUGGCUGGCUUGUGGUAGCGGACAGAAUUUAUUUGUAUGGAAUUUUUUGGCUUCGGAACAAAUAUCAAGGAUCCAUACUCCUACAACUUGCCAAGAUGUAGUAUUUGAUGACAAUCAUAUUUUAGCAGUUGGAGCUUCAUCAAUGCUAAGUCGAAUGGACAUGAAUGGCAAGAUUUUAUCUCAAAUAAGAUGUGCUCCUGAGUCAGCAUUUUCCGUCUCCUUACAUCGGUCGGGUGUUAUAGCUGUUGCUGGUUACGCAGGUCUGGUUGAUGUGAUAUCGCAGUUUGGAAGCCAUUUGUGCACAUUCCGAUGCACAUCUGUAUGAGUUUUUCACUUUGAUUUAAUCGUUUUCAUGAUUUAGUUGCUUCAAAUUUCAUUGAGCUUUGUAAAUUUGUCUAACGGGGAAGCAGAAGUUUGAUUGAGUUUAAUCUUAAAAAGUAGAUUACUGACCAUCCCUCUUUUGGAGAUACAUGUCAUUUUGUUAAUUGAGCUCAAUCUGAUUUUUUUGUUAUAAAUUUUGUUGCAUACAAAUAAAUUUAUAGUUAUUGGAUUCA